This is a messenger RNA of Oncorhynchus mykiss (rainbow trout), 6436 nucleotides long. NCBI's taxonomy places the organism in Eukaryota, Metazoa, Chordata, Actinopteri, Salmoniformes, Salmonidae. The record is from RefSeq and is a predicted model, not a curated record.
CAGCACCAAGGACAGCCGCUCAGCCCCGAGCAUAGCGUCAGUAUUAUCACCUCACAGAACAGCCCGCGCCGAGCGCACAGAGGACGGGUAGAGCAAUAAUACUGUGCACAAAGGGAGCCGCAUACCCCGCGAAAUAUGCUCUAACUCGUUUAUAUCGACAUUGGAAGAAAGACAAUGGGGGAAAUAGGCAAAGGAAGAUAAUAAUCUUUGAAGAAAUGCUUCUGAAACAGCGGAGAUAGUUCAACAACGGAUAAGGUCCUGACCAUGCACAUUCCUCCGCAUUGCACUUAAAUCAAAUGUGCAUAUUUUCCACACUGUCCAGCGGGACGGUGGUUCAAGUCGUGGUAACCGGGUGAACAGUGCAGUCCAGAAUCCGGGAAAGCCCACCUGCCAACACGAGGGAGAGACGGAUCUGGGGUCCACUGUGCGUUUUGGUCGUUUACACGAUGCGUUUGUUUCUGCUGGCGGUGUUCCUCUCGUGCUCCUGUGCGCGGGCUGGCUGCGAGCCGAAGAUAGUGAACAUCGGAGCCGUCCUGAGCCAGAAGAGGUACGAGCAAGUCUUUAAGGAUGCAGUGACCCAGGCGAACCAGAUAUACGGGAGAGAUAAAUUCAAGUUGACCGCCAUCUCCGUAACGCACAAACCCAACGCUAUCCAGAUGGCUCUCUCCGUCUGCGAGGACCUCAUCUCCAACCAGGUGUAUGCCAUCCUCGUGAGUCAUCCUCCCCAGUCCAACGACCACCUCACCCCCACGCCUGUGUCCUACACCGCAGGCUUCUACCGCAUCCCUGUUGUGGGCCUCACCACGCGCAUGUCCAUCUACUCCGACAAGAGUAUCCACUUGUCUUUUCUGCGGACUGUCCCCCCGUACUCCCACCAGGCUCACGUGUGGUUCGACAUGAUGCGAGAGUUUCGAUGGAACCACAUCAUCCUGAUCGUCAGCGAUGACCACGAGGGGCGGGCCGCGCAGAAAAGACUGGAGACCCUACUGGAGGAGAGGGAAACAAAGAAUAAAAAAAGGAACUAUGAAAACCUCGACCAACUGUCCUAUGACAACAAGCGAGGACCAAAGGCAGAGAAAGUCCUCCAGUUCAGCCAGGAGACUAACUUAACUGCGCUGCUUCUAGAGGCCAAAGAGCUGGAGGCUCGCGUCAUCAUCCUCUCCGCCAGUGAAGAGGACGCUGCUGCAGUUUACAAGGCUGCCCGUUUCCUCAACAUGACGGGCUCGGGUUACGUGUGGCUGGUGGGAGAGCGGGAGAUGUCGGGUAAAGCCCUGAGUGAGGCACCAGAUGGUCUCAUUGGCCUCCAGCUCAUCAACGGCAAGAACGAGUCGGCCCACAUCAAUGACGCAGUGGCCGUGGUGGCCCAGUCCAUCCAGGAGCUCUUUGAGAAGGAGAACAUUACUGAGCCACCCAGAGGCUGCGUGGGAAACACCAACAUCUGGAAGACCGGGCCCCUCUUCAAAAGGGUUCUGAUGUCAUCAAAGUACCCAGAGGGCCUCACUGGACGAGUGGAAUUCAAUGACGAUGGCGACAGGAAGUACGCUCACUACAGCAUUCUCAACUACCAGAAGAGUCGACUCAUUCAAGUUGGGAUUUACAAUGGAACACAGGUGGUUAUGAAUAAUCAGAGGAAGAUCAUCUGGCCGGGAGGAGAGACAGAGAAACCGCGGGGCUUUCAGAUGUCCACGAGACUAAAGAUAGUGACCAUACACCAGGAGCCCUUUGUGUAUGUGAAACCCACUGAGCAGGAUGGAACCUGCAAGGAGGAAAAAACCUUAAAUGGAGUGGCAGAUAUUAAAAAGGUGAUCUGCACUGGACCAAAUGAGACCAUCCCAGGUAACACAACAGGACGUCCAAUUGUACCUCAAUGUUGUUAUGGAUUCUGUAUUGACCUACUUAUCAAGUUGGCUGGAACCAUGAACUUUACCUAUGAAGUACACCUGGUGGCUGAUGGGAAAUUUGGAACACAGGAGCGGGUGAACAACAGCAACAAGAAAGAGUGGAAUGGCAUGAUGGGAGAGCUCCUGGGGGGUCUGGCAGAUAUGAUCGUUGCCCCGCUGACAAUAAACAACGAACGAGCCCAGUACAUCGAAUUCUCCAAACCUUUUAAGUACCAAGGCCUAACCAUCCUUGUUAAAAAGGAAAUCCCUCGCAGUACACUGGACUCGUUCAUGCAGCCGUUUCAGAGCACACUGUGGCUGCUGGUGGGUCUUUCGGUGCAUGUGGUGGCGGUGAUGCUUUACCUACUAGACCGGUUCAGCCCGUUUGGGAGGUUUAAAGUAAACAGUGAAGAAGAAGAAGAAGACGCCCUCACCUUGUCGUCAGCCAUGUGGUUCUCCUGGGGAGUGUUGCUUAACUCCGGUAUUGGAGAAGGCGCGCCGCGCAGCUUCUCAGCGAGAAUCUUGGGCAUGGUGUGGGCCGGCUUUGCCAUGAUCAUAGUGGCAUCGUAUACUGCCAACCUGGCUGCCUUCCUGGUGCUGGACCGGCCUGAGGAGCGCAUCACCGGCAUCAACGACCCGAGGCUGAGGAACCCAUCAGACAAGUUCAUCUAUGCCACAGUGAAGCAGAGCUCUGUGGACAUCUACUUCCGGCGGCAGGUGGAGCUUAGCACCAUGUACCGCCACAUGGAGAAGCACAACUACGAGAGUGCCGCUGAGGCUAUCCAGGCCGUGCGCGACAACAAGCUGCAUGCUUUCAUCUGGGACUCUGCGGUGCUGGAGUUUGAAGCCUCGCAGAAGUGCGACCUGGUGACCACGGGAGAGCUGUUUUUCCGUUCGGGCUUUGGCAUAGGCAUGCGCAAGGACAGCCCCUGGAAACAGAAUGUGUCCCUGGCCAUUCUCAGUUCCCAUGAGAAUGGCUUCAUGGAAGAUCUAGAUAAAACCUGGGUGAGAUACCAGGAGUGUGACUCACGGAGCAAUGCCCCAGCCACACUCACCUUUGAGAACAUGGCAGGAGUGUUCAUGCUGGUGGCUGGAGGCAUAGCAGCAGGGAUCUUCCUCAUCUUUAUUGAGAUCGCCUACAAGCGACACAAAGACGCCCGAAGGAAGCAGAUGCAGCUGGCCUUUGCGGCCGUCAACGUCUGGAGGAAGAACCUGCAGCCCUCUUCCUCUCUAGAGACUCAGGAUGAUAGGAAAAGUGGUAGAGCAGAGCCCCCCGACCCCAAAAAGAAAGCCUCUUUUAGGUCCAUCAGUACCUCCCUGGCCUCCAGCAUCAAGAGACGUAGGUCAUCCAAAGACACGCAGUACCCACCCACCGACAUCACGGGCCAGCUCAACCUGUCCGACCCGUCUGUCAGCACGGUGGUGUGAGAGGGACAGAAGGAGAGAGAAACAUUCACUCCUUGGAGAGAGAGAGAGAGAGAGAGGGUGGGUGGACAAAGAGAGGCUUCCCCCAGCUCGCUGCAUUAUUGGAUCCAUCACUGCUGAAGCUUUUUGUCCCAUUGGCUUUACAGUGGAGCCAUGGAGAUAACCCUACAUUGAAGAAAGGACUGAUCUGAUCAUGGCACUUGUUACAGCUGGAUCUAGCCUGGCAUUAGUCAGCUCUAGGGUUCUGAGCUUACUUACACAUACUGUGUUUUUUUUCUGUUUUCUCUAGUCACGCUCAAUUUAUGCUUAAAACAGUCCUAUCUUUGUCUAAUUUUACUUACUGCAGUGCAGACAUUGUGGUGUUGGAUACAACUACUAUUUAAUAUAUCUACAUUAUCAAUGUUGCUGUUUAAAAAGUCCUGUUUAGUUAUAUGACUGAAGUAGAAAAACAAGUGGACUUAAGCACUGUACAUAUCAUUUAACUGACAAGAACUGACUGUAACACACAUUAUUAUUUCACAGUAUGAAAGGUACACUGCUAAAUAUCAACGUUUAAGAAAUACCUGUCUUUUAACUCCACAUAUUUAAAUAAAAUAUGUCUUUGAUAAGUUGGACAUGUUUUAAUAGUGAGAACAUAAACUUCUGUGCCAAUAUAAUAUUUUGAAGCAACGAUACUAGUGAUGGAAGCAUGCAUGUAUUGUAAAUGCAUACCCACUGGGCACAGACAUCAGUUCAACGUCUAGUUUGAACUUACAUUUUGUUUUUGUUUUCAACUAAUGUAAAUGUAACGUAAAAUCUACAAAACAUUUCACCAUGUCAUUGGAUAUAGAUAAACAUUUGGGUGGAAAAAAACAGUGCCCUCACGCUGAUGACUUUUUACAGUCCAAUCAGUUUUCCACAUUGAUUCAACGUCAUCGCAUAGAUUUUUUUGGCAUUGAAAUGACAUGGAAAUAACGUUGAUCCAACCAGUUUUUGCCUAAUGGGUAGAUGCAAAUGAGUAUUUAUUUAAUGAAUUAUUUGUCCCCAUGGUGUUAAUACUGAUACUGCUAUUCUAAUCACGUACGUUUUCUGAGAUAGAAAAAUGGUGAUCUUUGUUUCGAUUUUAUUCUUUGCCCCUAAAUAAUGAAUUGAAUAACUGUCCAGUCAGUAUUAUCCCUUAGCGCCCCUUGAAAACGUUCUGCCUGUGACGUAACGUUCACAUUGACCUGUAUUUGGUCCAAUGAGGUCUUUACACCUUUGGUAUCGAGAAAGUGGCAAUACUAUAUUCUUAUUUGAAGGGGAUUUUCAGUCACUAAUCCAGUUCGAAACUAUAGGAAAUAUGUUAUUUGUUAUCACUCUCUGAAAGUACACUAUCAAUGUUUCGUAAUCCUGGUCAUUGGGACCCAAAUGGGUGCACAUUUUUGUUUUUGCCUUAGCACUACACACCUGAUUCUACUAAUCAAAGGUUUGAUAAUUAGUUGAUUAGUAGAAUCAGGUAUGUAAUGCUAGGGCAAAAUCUAAAAUGCCCACCCAUUGGUCGUAUUCCCCUGCUCAGAUGUUGCUGACACAUGUGAGAUCUUACACAGCCUGGAUAGGUAUUUUACAUGUUAGCUUACCACAUCAUAUGUAAUAGCAAUCUGGUACCAGACUCCACAGUCGAUGACAUGACACGCAACCAUUGGUUGAUGCAUGCAAUGUCUGGGAAGGGGAACAUGACCUUUGUUAUCGGCCAUAUGUUUGGGAACACCCUCUCCCUUGCUUUCAUUAGUCUUUCUCAUCUCCAGUUUCAAGGGGUUGCAUCAAAGGGCCAGGUUUUUCACCCAACCAGCACUUGGUAUUUCAUGCAAAAACCUCCUACCUGUGCACAACAGUCUGUCUUCCAUUUGCACUUUGGUAUGUCUUACAUGGAAGGAACCCAAGUGAAUUGAUAAUUCAGCUUAACUUGCAGUCUUUGUGCUGUGAGGUUGUGUACAUAUCUUGGUUAGAUGCGAAAACGGGCCGUUUCCCAGGCUCUGGAGUUGAGAAACAACUGUGGCAUGUUGAAAGAAAGACUAUUGCACAGUUCUGGCAUGGCACUGCAGAGCACUUUAAAGGGAUACUUCGGGAUUUUGGUAAUGAGGCCCUUUAUAUACUUCACCAGAGUUAUCUACUUUGCCAAGUCAUGGAUACCAUUUUUAUGUCUCUAGUAUGAAGCAAGUUAGAGGUAGUUUCACGAGUCAAUACUAACUAGCGUGCUAGAAGAUACCCGUAGACUUCCAGUCAUUGCACUAACACUAGUUAGCAAUUGCACUACCGGUCGUUAGCAACUUCAUUCAAACUGCACGCAGAGACAUACACAUUUUAUCCACGAGUUCAUCUGACUGGGGAAGUAGAUAAAGGGACUCAUUGCCAAAAUCCCGAAGUAUCCCUUUAACUUGAGGGCUUCCUCAUACUGUUCCCAUAAACAAGGCUGAUUGAGAUAUUAUUAUGCAUUCAGCAGGCAAGUACAUAAAAAUGUAUAUGAAUAGUAGUAGAAAAAGACUCACAACAGAGAUUAUAGUCUAAUUGUUAUAAUAUGAGUAUCUCAUACAAACACACAUUUCUUUAUUUGUUUGGUGGCCAAGUUUUUUAUGAAACAUGUAGACUGUAGUACUUCGCUGGAGAAAAAACAUAUAUUUGUCUAUUUAAAGCACUAAAACAGCAUUUAGUUUCUGAAUGUGAAAUUGGAUCAUUUAAAAAGUUACUUCUGGUCAUGUUCUCAUUCUGGCCUAUGCAUGCUUAUGUGUGUUUAGCAGUAUUCUUUUUUGGUUCUUGAAUGCCUAUUGAUUAUUGGCCAUGCAGAUCUUGUUUCGUUUUCUGAAACGCAUACUAUGAAUGCAAUGUAAAUAGAAUAUUGCACUUGUCGUAAUACUGCUGAAGAGAAUGUCAUUUUCACACACACACACACACACACACACACACACACACACACACACACACACACACACACACACACACACACACACACACACACACACACACACACACACACACACACACACACACAUGCACUGUACACAUUUUUAAGUUUUAUCUCCUCAAUUAUAAAGAUGAUAUAGAAAAUGAUUUUCAAUAAAAUAAUAUUGUUUGUAUAGAUGCACUUGUAAAUAAAAUGUACCUAUUGCCAAAUGUAA